Molecule: messenger RNA, 2331 nt
Organism: Fonsecaea multimorphosa CBS 102226
Lineage: Eukaryota; Fungi; Ascomycota; Eurotiomycetes; Chaetothyriales; Herpotrichiellaceae
Exons: 3
Coding region: 1-2331 (776 amino acids)
Biological process (GO): carbohydrate metabolic process
Cellular component (GO): extracellular region
Molecular function (GO): chitinase activity
Source: RefSeq, a predicted model, not a curated record
AUGCAUUCCACCGGGUUCGCCGCCAGCUUGCUGGCAAUGGCGGCGUUCAUUUCGUCUGCAAUGGCAUCACCAAUUUUCGGAACUCGCUCUACUGCCGCAAAGAGAGCCUCCUCUCAACCGAGCCUGGCUGUCUACUGGGGCCAAGGACCCGACCAGAAUCGCCUGACCGAUUUCUGCCAGGAUACUACUAUGGAUAUCAUUCCCAUUGGUUUCGUGAAUAUCUUUCCAGAUCAAACCGGUGGUCCGGGAACAAAUUAUGGGAAUGCUUGUGGCAGCGUUACCUGGAAGUCACCCAACGGUACCCAGACCAAUGUCUACACGACCUGCGACGAGAUCGCGGCCGACGUCGCUGUCUGCCAAGGUAAAGGCAAAAAGAUCCUUGCCUCGAUCGGAGGUGAAGCCAGUGGCAAUUUCAUCGCCACGACAAAUUCCGCAAAAUCCUUCGCCGACUUUCUCUGGGGUUCAUUCGGCCCUGUCCAGGAUCCCACCUUGGUACAAUUUCCCCGACCGUUUGGCGAUACCGUUGUGGAUGGUUUCGACUUGGAUAUCGAGUCGGGCGGUGAUUUUGGAUAUGCUGACCUGGUCAACGAGCUGCGAGCCAACUUCGCUGAGGAUAGCUCGAAGACCUACAUUAUCUCCGCCGCACCACAGUGUGUCGUGCCCGAUGCCCAUCUCGAUGAUGCGAUCCAACACUCCAUGAUCGACUACCUGUUUAUUCAAUACUACAACACCGAUCAAUGCUCGGCAGCGUCGUUGUUCAGCUCGGGUUCUCUCGAUACCACCGCCGACCCCACCUUCGGCUGGGCGAAGUGGCUGCAUGACAAUUCGUUGAACGGAGAUAUCAAGAUGUUCUUGGGUCUUCCGGCGUCAACGACCGCCGCUAAUCCCAACCACUACUUGGACCUGGAUCAAGCCCAGGCUCUGAUUGAGGAGUAUGCUUGCACGAGCCCGUAUCAGGGUAUCUUCGCAGGUGUCAUGCUUUGGGAGGCCACCUACUCGGAGAACAACCAGAUCAAUGGUCAGAGCUAUGCUGCCAACAUCAAGGACAUCUUUGGACAGCUAUCCUGUGCACCGCCGACGACGUCUAGCACAACAUCAUCGUCGACAACAACAACGACGUCGACGACUACCGAGUCGACAACUAGCACUACAACAACAACUACUAUUACUACGACAACCACAACGACGUCGACCAUCGGUGCUCCUCUUUCGACCUCGUCUUCAACCACCUCAAGCAGUGCUCCAGAGUCUCCGGUCACAACAACGUCAAGCACAACUUCGGCACCUCCGGUUCCAACCACAAGUUCUGAAACCACGACCACGACCACGUACAGCCACCCUCUUGGGCCCGUUGGCGAAACGACUUCUUCGAGCAGCAUCACGACGACUUCUAGCCAGUCCCUCAGCCCAGUCGCUCCAACGAGCUUGCCGCCCAGCUCCAGCACCACUGCACCGGCUGGAACCACCAGCUCCUAUAGCCAUUCGCACGGUUCAUAUAGCCAUUCGCACGGCCACGGUCCCUCGACCACUUCUUCGGUCUAUGUCAGCCCUGCAACGACUUCCAGCGCAUCUGUAGCCUAUACCGGUUGGCAGUGGGGAGACUGGACUUCCGUCGGCAGCAGCCCAGUUGCUGACGCCACGACGACAAGCGGCUACGAUAGUUGGGAAGACUGGUCAGCCACGACAAGCACAACCUCCAGCCCGGCGGGCGAGUACACGGUCACCGUCUGGACGACGGAAUACACCGACAUCGGUCCUAGUGGCUUCACCAAGCAUCCCUUCCACUGGACCACCUCGGUUCCUGUUGCAGCAGCCACAACCACUGCACCAUUCGUGUGGCCUACUCAAGCCAAUGGAUGCCCCAACGGAUUCACCACCACAGUGACUGUUUGCUCCGUGUGCGCUCCCACCGUGACGACGGUGACUUUGACAGUUCCCGCUCCCACUGCCACCGCUGUCAUGACUCAGACUGUCGUGCCGGUUGCGCCGUCUGGUGCCGCGGCAGCGCCCUUGCACCCGUCUGGCACGGCUGAAACUUCAGUCGCAGCUGCUUCCGUCUCCUCCUGGACCUACUCGCAGCCUGCCGGCGGCGCAGCCAGCACUGCGACCGCAUCGCUGUCCCCUGUCGCAGCUGCAUCUACAUCUCCAGGAAGCAACAGUGGGUGGCUUGCUCCAUCGCCGUCGUCCUCAGCCUCUGCGUCUUCCACCCCAGUGGCCCCUCUCAAUGUCACGCCCUUCACGGGCGGUGCCACCGUUCAGACCCAGCUUCCAGGCACCAUGUUGAGCGUGGUAAUCUGUGCCGCUAUUGCAGUUGGCCAAUUAUUCUUGUAA